UUAUUGUGGACUUUAGGCAUUUGCUAUCUGAUAAGGUGUAUACUGUAGAUGUAAAGAAACCUGUGCAUGCACAAGUGGUUACAUUAGCUGUUCACUAAAAAUCUCAUGCUUUUAAAAGAUAGCCAUUCUUUUUCCUUUGUAUUUGUUUAAUGUUUUACGAGACAUGAAGCCAUUCUUUGCUCUUCUAUCAGGGUUCUUGGUCAUUGCGUCGUCUUGUCCCAAUGACAAGUUCCUCUGCGGCUCUGGGGAAUGUUUGCCUUUGGAAGUGAUCUGUAAUUCCACAAUCGACUGUAAAGAUGGCUCAGAUGAAGGUUUUUGUGGUGGGUGUGGUUUUGAGAAUGGUUCCUGUGGGUGGAAUGAUACAAGCAAGACAAAUAGUUGGAAACUGGUGAUGGCCAAUAUGACCAACAGACCUACACCCGACCAUACCACAGAAAGCCUCUUGGGACAUGUCAUGUAUUUAAAUGGCAGCAACAGCAAGUACCCAUCAAAGGCUACAUUGGAGCUCGCCGUUGCUAGCGGGGCAGCUCUGGCGUGCCAUCUCAGCUUCUGGUACCAAUUUCAAGAUGUAAAAGGCAGUUCAUGGCCUAGCCUUCUGGUAAAUAUGCUGAGAGACGACACUAAAACCGAGUUGCUGUCGGUUGAAGAGAAGAAGGAAGGCUGGGAGAACGCCACGGCGUUCAUUGGAAAUCAGCCCGGAGGCUACAAGCUGGAGUUUUUAUUCGAAGCCCCAUUUCUAGAUGUCUGUGAUGUCAUGCUUGACGACAUUACCUUGAAGCACUGCGGGGAGUGGGACGUUCCCGCGGGAUCAGACCAACUCACGUGUGACUUCGAGAAGGACACUUGCUCCUGGUAUGCGGACAAUACCAAGCGCCUUUUGUGGAAAAGAAAUGGACGAUAUGGUGAACCAGGAUACGACCACACCACUGGUAAAGGAGGUCAUUACAUGAACAUCGAUACCAGAAACAACCUUGAUACCUCCUCAACGGCGAGACUCAUCAGCUACCCCCAGCCAGUAACCAAGGCCAUAUGUGUCAGCUUUUGGUACCACAUGUUUGGCAACAGUAUUGGUUCUUUAAGGUUCAUUACAAAACGCGCGGGCGAAAACGAGACGCUGGUUUGGAUAAGACACGGAACCCAGGGGAACAAGUGGCGCUUCGCUGACCUCACUUUCCAAACUCAAAGUCCACUACAGUUCAUUAUAGAGGCAGAGGUCGGUGAAAAGCACACCGAAGGAAGCAUAGCCGUGGACGACAUAGAGGUGAGCAGCAGCCCCAGCGGCUCCUGUCCGGCUGAGAGAGAGUGCACCUUCCAGUCCUCCCUCUGCGGCCUGCAGCCCCGAGACGAACCAGACUUCAGCUGGAUAAGAACCAGGGGGAUCCAGCACGCCAACUCAUCCGGCCCGGCUUCUGAUCACACCCUUGGGACAGAACAAGGGUUUUACCUGAGCGCCAGGCUGUGGGGUCACCCCGCCGGCACCACGGUGGGCAUGCUGAGCUCAGUGAUGGAGCCCCGAGUGGGCGGAGAGUGCUGGAUGUUCUGGUACUACAUGGAGGGCGAGGACGUGGGCCAGCUCACCGUCUCUGUUCAAACGCCCGAGGUGCCCAGGAGCCUGGGUGGGCAGAACUGGACGCGGACCGGAGACCAGGGAGGCCACUGGAGGCACGCCCGGGUGACGGUGGACAGUCGUGAGGCGCCCUACCAGCUUCUCUUUGAGGCCACAGCCGGGAGUGGUGCGAGGAGGGAUGUGGUCAUUGACGACAUCAUUGUUCUUGAUGACAUCUGUCCGCCCGAAGGAUACUGUGACUUUGAGAUGGACUACUGUGGCUGGGUGAACAGUCCACCGGCCAACUCCAGCCUGGAUUGGGACUGGCUCUCAGAAGAGGACCACACAAUUGGUACAAAUGGACAUUUUGUGAGGAUUUCGUGCGACUCUCGAGAGGAGCUGAUAGCGCGCCUGGAGACCGAGUCAAUGCCUGCAGUCGAGAGCGGCUGUCUGGAGCUCUGGCACCAUGCUGAGGGUUUUUUAAUGGACCGCCCUACCAAAAUAGAGCUGACGAUGUUUGUAAAUGACUCAACCGGACUCCAUGCAGUGUGGACUACCAACGGAUUCCCCAACCGAACUUGGAUCCAAGCCAGGGUGGAUUAUAAUUCCUCAGAAGUUCACCAAAUUGUUCUGCAAGCCAAGUGUGCCAUCAACUGGAAAGAAAGUAUGGCCCUUGAUGAUAUCCACAUCAUGAGGGGAACCACCUGUGCUCAGCUCAUCCCCACCACCACCCCGAAUCCCCCCACCACCACCUCCAGCCCUCCCCCCUCCCAGAUGGACUGCAACUUUGGGCAAGGUCUGUGUAGUUGGGUCCAGGAAACAUCGGAUGGUAUCGACUGGAUCCGAAGCAGUGGUCUCCAAGUGGACCAGCCAUUGGAUGGACCUAUGUAUGACCACACCAUUGAGAGCAAAAAUGGGUUCUACUUACUGUUAAACGGCUCGGGAUCUGAAGAUGGCGAGAGGGCCGUCAUAUAUCUUCCUCUACACAGCGAACAACAAACAGAUAUCUGCGUGGGAUUCUGGUAUUACAUGCUUGGACCUUCAGUGCCUCGUCUUGACCUGGUGGUUCAAGAUAAGAACUCUGAUUGGCUGGCCUGGACUCGCCAAGGCAGUCAGGAUUCAGAGUGGAUUAACGCACAGGUGACCAUCUCUACCAGCCAGGUGGUCAAGGUCCUGUUUGAAGGCCGGAGGAACACCACCAGCCGGGGAUUUGUCGCCAUCGACGACAUCACAGUGAGGCAAGGCAUCUGCAACGCCAGUCAUGUAUGCAGCUUUGACUCAAACUUGUGCAACUUUGAGGCGGAUCAUAUGUGGGUUCACCAAAGAGGGAUGGAGACACAUUUGGACCACACCUCUGGAACUGAGCAUGGGUUCUUCAUGACUGUGCAUGUUCGGGAGGGGCAGCAGGGGGAAGUGGCUCAUCUCCGUACACCAGACUUCCCCGCGUCGACGGGGACGUGCAUACGCUUCUGGUACUGGUUGCUGGCGGGCACCGCUGACAUCCUCUCGGUCCACGUGCUGCAGGGCGCCGACCUCAGCUCUGCUCUGUGGAGCCGCUCCGGAGCGCCCUCUACAGGCUGGGAGGUGGCGGAGCUCACCGUGUCCUCCAGCGGCAAGUUUAAGGUGGUGUUCAGUGUGCUGCGGGAUCCCAGCACCAACUCCACGGUACUGCUCGAUGACGUCUCAUGGACGGAGGGGCCGUGUGCCCCGCGGGGGGGCUGUGACUUUGAGUCCGGGACGUGCACCUGGGUCAACGUCCCCGUGGAGGGGGGCCACGACUGGGUGCACGCCAACGGACACUUCCAGGGCCCGCCGGCCGACCACACCACGGAGACCAGCGAGGGUGGGUUCUUGCUGAGCUCAGCCCUGCCACAGGGCCAGCCCAGCCGGGCCCGGGUGCUCUCUGAGUGGAUCCACCAGAGAGAGGAGCUGGCCUGUCUGGCCCUCUGGUACCACACAUCCACCAGUGACUUGGGAACAUUGCGUGUAUUCAUACUAUCAGGGCCGGAGGAAAAGCAACAGGUGCUUCAAACUAACCACUCAGGCCCUGGAUGGACCCUGAUCUCUGAUUCUGUAUCCAGCUCCAAACCUUUCCAGGUGAUGAUCGAGGCAGAGUCCCCAGAUGGUGGUUUCAUGGCUGUUGAUGAUAUCAGCAUCAAACCGGGUUCAUGCCCAGGGAAUGAAACAACCGAGGGGUUUACGGGCUGUUCCUUUGAGAAUGACACUUGUGACUGGUUGGACGUCAGUACCAGUAAGUUUCAGUGGCUCAGGAACAGAAACGCAACUCUGAGUGAGAAUACCGGACCGUCUGUGGACAACACACUGGGAACUGAGCUGGGUUGGUACAUGUCGGUGGAGGCAGACAAAGGUGAAGAGAACAGCUUUGCCACCCUGCAAAGUCCCACCAUGAACCAGGCCAGCGCUGACUGUACACUGCACUUCUACUACCAUAUGUAUGGAAAAGACAUGGGGGGCCUGCUGGUGGUGCUGGGGACGGACUCCAGGUCCACUCCCCUGUGGUGGCUCUCCGGGGACCAGGGGAACCGCUGGCUUCACGGGGAGGUCCGGGUGGCCCGCGUCCCGCACCAGUUCUCCAUCUCGUUCGAGGCGGUCCGAAGCUUCAGCCACCUCGGGGACGUGGCCAUCGACGACAUCAGCUUCUCCAACUGCACCCUGCACGAUCCCCAGCCUUCAUGUCCUGAGGUGAUGUUCACCUGCAACAACAAGGUGUGCGUUGAACGCAACCGAGUGUGUGACUUCACUGAUGACUGCGGAGAUGAGUCUGAUGAGGCAGACUGUGAGCAACACGGGAAGGCCGGGCGCUGCAGCUUCGAGCAGGGCCUGUGUUCCUGGACAGGAAGUGGGUGGACUUGGCACACGGCCACUGACGCCUGGCCCAUGCACGGGCCACCACGGGACCAUACACAAAACACAAACGCUGGUCACUAUGUCGUCCCGGACCCUGGGAGUUUGACGGGACCGUCCGGAGAGCUCAUCUCCCACACCCUGCUUCCGAGCGCCAACUGCAGCGUGAGGUUCUACCACUUCAGCCGAGACGACGCCUCCGCCCGGCUCAGCCUCCACGCCAGGACACAGUGGCCAUCUGGUGGUGGCGGCGACACGGCCCUGUGGCUCAGGGACCAAUCACAGAGCUACAGCUGGCAGAGGGCGGAGGUCACCUUCUCCUCCUCGGCUCCGAGCAAGAUAGUUUUCCACUACGAGCGAGGUCAAGCUUCGGGGUUGGUUGCCCUGGACGACGUGUCUUUCUCGGAAAGCUGCCUCUUUGACACUGGGCCGCCCUGUAAGGACGACGAGUUUCACUGCUGGCGAUCGGAGGGAACUCCAUGUGUGUCGGCGAGCAGGCAGUGUGACUACCGGCUGGAUUGCCCCCUAGGGGAGGACGAGGACACCUGUGGUCCCUGCACCUUCGAGAGGGACCAGUGCCAGUGGAACGACAGCAGCCAGGGGCCGCGCGGGUGGCUGAGACAGAGGGCCACCAACCAGACCACGCCCCCCACCGACCACACCUCACAGACAGGCUUCUACAUGAAAGUGGAGCCCGUUCCUGGGAGGGCGCUUGAUGAGGCUCGUCUCUCGAGUCCCCUUCUCCCGGCCUCGUCCGCCUACUGUCAGAUGCGGUUUCACUUCCACAUGAGCAGUGAGAGAGCUGGGUCACUGGCAGUGCUUAUGCAGCAAGCCGGGGCCGGUGAAGCAACGCUGUGGUCACGCCCUCACAACACUGUCUCCCGUUGGGCCUACGAGUCCCUGCCGCUUGGCCAACACCUCCAACCAUAUAAGCUGUUCUUCAUUAGCAAGGUGAAUAAAACUGUGGCUUUGGACGACAUCUCCUUCGUGAACUGCGAAGCAUCCUUCCAGCCCCCAGCUCUGUCCAACUACAGCUGCACCUUUGAGGAAGGUCUGUGUGGCUGGGAACAGGGGUCCCAAGGGCAGCUGGAGUGGCUGAGGAACUCUGGCCCUACAGAUACUCCCAACACGGGGCCCUCCGGAGACCACACCAACGGCACCGGGAAGUACUUGUAUAUAGAGAGUUCCCCGCCAAGUCAAAAGGGGAACGUGGCCUGGUUAAAGUCUCAGCUGCUGGCCCCUGCUGGUGAAGACGGGUACUGCCUCACCUUCUGGUACCACAUGUAUGGAGCCACGGUGGGGUCUCUGAGGGUGGUCCUGCAGAAGGUCGACCCCUAUGAGCAAACAACGGCAUGGCAGCUCAACGGGAGCCAGGGUCGUGAUUGGCAGAUGGGCCGGCUUCACGUGACGGAUCAGCCACGCGUCCACCUGGCCAUCCUGGAGGCCAGGGUGGGCGGGGAGACGGGCGACAUCGCCGUCGACGACGUCAAGCUCGUCAGCGGCCCGUGCGCCGCCUCAGAUGUGUGUGACUUUGAGACGGGGAGCUGUAAUUGGCGGCAGGAAGCAAACGACAAUUCAGGCUGGGUCCGAUGGUCGGGCCCCAGCCCCAACCCCAACACCGGCCCUGUCACCGACCACACCACCCACACGGACUGGGGGCAUUACUACCUCCUGCCCUCCAAGGCCUCGGACCUGUCUGGGCACAGAACCAAGAUGGCCUCACCCUGGUUCACUGCAGCGAAUGGAGGGUGCCUGCAGCUCUGGUACCACAUGCACGGCCCAGGCGUGGGGACCCUGAACGUGUACCGUCAGAGCCAGUCAGGCCAGGACACCCUGCUGCUGUUCCGCUCCGGGGACCACAGCCCCAUGUGGAGGUUCGCCCAGGCCCCCCUGGGGGACCACCCCCUGCCAUACCGGAUUGUGGUGGAAGGCGUGAGUGAGGGCCCCACCCAGAGCGGGGACAUGGCCUUCGACGACGUCCAGGUCACCCACCAACCCUGCCCCCCGCCGGGCCACUGCGACUUUGAGAGCAGCCUGUGUGACUGGAGCAGCCUGGGUGGAGGAGCGGACCUGGGUGGAGGAGCGGACCUGGGGGGAGGAGCGGACCUGGGGGGCUGGCUCAGGGGCCGGGGAGCCUCCCCACACCCCAGCAACGGGCCCGACGUCGAUCACACCACCAACUCAGAUCAGGGUUACUAUGUGCAUAUUGACACCUAUGUUGGUGGUUGGGGAACGGUGUCGUCCCUGCGAGGGGAUUUACUCCAAGCCGCCACUGGAGGGCACUGUCUCAACUUUUGGUACCAUAUGAAUGGUAGUGAUGUGGGCACUCUGCAGGUGUAUAUCAAUGACAGGAAAAUGCACAACAGCGGCGAAGGGGAAGGAGUUCUACUUUGGAAUAAGGAUGGUAACCAAGGACACACGUGGCUGGAGGCUAGCGUGCCUGUUCUUCACGGAAAUGCAUUCUGGUUUGUGUUUGUGUAUCAGGGUGGAAGGAGUGGCGGUGGCACCAUGGCGCUGGAUGAUAUCAACGUCCUGUCCGGACCGUGCCCCAAUGCGCCCCCUACGCCGCCGACCACUGAAGAAUCACUGACCGUUGGGCUGGCAGUGGGACUCACUCUGAUGUCGGGCGUUGCCAUCGCCAGCAGCCUCUUCGCGUUCAAUAAUUGGUGGACUGCAAGGUGGUCCGCAAGUGGUUUUGUCUGUGUGUGCGGGUGCCUCGGGGGUGCUCCGGAGAACACCGACCGUGUGGAAAUCGCCCGGAACUCAGUAUUUGAGAUUAUGAGCGACCAACAAGAAGCACAACAUGAAAGUGAAUCAGACCUUUCCUUCUUCAACAAUUUGUAUGAGCCGUCCCAACCAGAUACCCCCGUGUGAGCACAGAUGCAUAAUAGAUAAUAUAUUGGUGUUAUAUGAUUCCUAAGUUAAUAAUAAAUGCAAUUCAUUUUGAGGA
Molecule: messenger RNA, 7361 nt
Organism: Gadus macrocephalus (Pacific cod)
Lineage: Eukaryota; Metazoa; Chordata; Actinopteri; Gadiformes; Gadidae
Product: MAM and LDL-receptor class A domain-containing protein 2
Exons: 51
Coding region: 164-7285 (2373 amino acids)
Cellular component (GO): membrane
Molecular function (GO): protein binding
Source: RefSeq, a predicted model, not a curated record